CAGACGGUCAGACAUGAAGCUCCUGACGGACCCCGACCCCAAACCGUUGCAGACCUUGAUAGAACUAGUUCACUGGACCGACGACGACGAUGUUCAGUUCUCCACUCCGCCAUCUUGGGGCAAUGAACCACGUGUUUUGGUGCCGGAUGUGCCUGCAAACAUUCCAGUCUGGUUAAAGGAUGGCGACUACUGUAAAAGAAGGAAUCGAACGGUUUCACGAAACAAAACAGAUUUCCACAAAGACUACUUUAAAAACAGGAACAAGAACAGAGAUAACGACGCGGAUAGCGAUGACGACGAUUGUCUUUCAAAGAAAACGAUAGAUAACUUUCUUCUAGCAUGGCAUACUUCACUGUUGUUGUUGAGCUUUUUUUUGCUCAUCGUUGGCGUCGUCCUGAGAUUCCACUUCACUUCCAUUGUGAUCAGCUCCGUCCAAAAACUGGACAGCUAUGAAGACUACCGCCAGUUUGUGCGCUUCGAGUCUGCGCCGCGUGAGUUGGUGUUUGGCGAUAUCGUACAGAUGCUCGGCAACUCUCUGAUAAUCUUGAAUGGCGUGUACAUCAUGUGCACUGUGCUCUAUAUGAGUUACCUAAUGCACAAGAACCCCUUCACCCUGCCGUUGGUAGCUCUUGUGUCCGGCUUUGUGGUGCUGAUUGAGGUGAACAUCAUCAACAUCUAUAUGGCACCAUUCUCGCACAUCAACGAGGAGUCGAAGAGAACGCUGAAAGAUAAAAUCAGUCAUGUGUACGCUAUAGACGACAGCACCGUGUUCUCAGUCACAUACGACAUCAUCUCUAUAUGGGGCCAGUGUUGUGGUAUCAUUGACCAGUACGACUACCAGACCCUGACGCUAAGGUACAUCCAGAGGGACGCUAACUCUGUCGUCAGGCAACUUCAGGUCCCGCCUACCUGUUGCAAGAGCGAGGUCGUUAAAGAAGGGUUAAGGAAGGUGCAUGAGUGCGCGGAGGCUUCGGAGGGAAUUUAUACUGAAGGCUGUUACAUGGUACUGUAUAACUGGCUGUUGCCGUACACUAACGGCUACUCAUUAAUGGUCAUCGUUCAGUUGAUUGACAUCACCAUCCACCUCAUGCUGUACAAGAAAUCCAUCAAACAGACGCAGGAGGAACAUUCUAUCGUUAUAGAACGUCCACCUGAGGAAGACGAAUAACCACCCACAUCAAAUUUUUAAAAUAAACUCUUUAUGGGCCAGUCAAUGCUCCAUUUAGGAUUGAGUGUAAUCUUAAUCGGAACGGGAAUCAACGAACGCGUCAUUUUAAUCCAAGUAGGAACCAGCCAACUUGCGGUUUUGACCCUAAUAAGAAUGAGUCAACACAUUGUCUUAAUCUUAAUAGGAAUUAGCCAACACCUGGUAUUAACCCAAAUAGGAAUUAGUCAACUCCUGGUCAUGAACCAAGUAGGAAUUAGCCAACUCGUGAAAUUAGCCCAAAUAGG
This is a messenger RNA of Physella acuta, 1452 nucleotides long. RefSeq lists its product as uncharacterized. Gene Ontology annotation, cellular component: membrane. NCBI's taxonomy places the organism in Eukaryota, Metazoa, Mollusca, Gastropoda, Physidae. The record is from RefSeq and is a predicted model, not a curated record.